This is a messenger RNA of Priapulus caudatus, 1767 nucleotides long. RefSeq names its product optic atrophy 3 protein homolog. NCBI's taxonomy places the organism in Eukaryota, Metazoa, Priapulida, Priapulimorpha, Priapulimorphida, Priapulidae. Gene Ontology annotation, cellular component: mitochondrion. Bases 1 to 483 code for a protein of 160 amino acids. Gene Ontology annotation, biological process: regulation of lipid metabolic process. The transcript has 3 exons. The record is from RefSeq and is a predicted model, not a curated record.
AUGGUGGAAGCAGUUAUAUCAAUUGUUUCUGGUUCUGUAAAAUAUGUUGAUGAUGCAGAGGUUAUAGCAGAGUAUGGUUUGUAUGCCGGGUUUUGCGAACAAUCAUACCACUGGGCGGACAUGCAACUAAAAAUGAGGUUUCUUGGACUAAAGCCAACAAAUAUAGAGAAACUCAACGAAGCGAUGGCGAUAGAGCUAGGUACGGACAUGUUGGGUGAAAUGGCGAUAUUCACGAUGGCAGCGGCGAUAUUAUAUCUUGAGUCGUGGAGAUCUUCAUCAAAGGACCAGCGCAAGGAGAACCAACAGAAUGUGCAAUUAGAUAAACUAACAGAGAGUGUACAAGAAAUGUCAAUCACUGUAGCAGAGCAAGAUGCCAAAAUACGAGAGCUGAUGCACAGGCUGGCCGAGCUGAAUGCACCAAACUAUAAAAAGGUCAUACAAUUUGUUGUAACGAAAGAUCCUGACGAGAAGCCAAGCAGAUAGUGAAAUAGAUGCAAGUAUCUGAAUCUUGAUUUCUUUCUAUCUGGUUCGUAUGAAAUUGUGCGAAAUAGCAUUUACAAUCUUUAGUCAUCAGCUUUUUAGCUCAGUAUGGAUAGCAGUUGGGUAUAUUAUUUGUGCUAACAACAUGCAAUGUUGAAUAUGACUUAGGAAAUGCAUUCUUAAAACACCAAUCGAACCAGAUCUACAUAUAUAUAUAUAGUUUGAAACCCCAAGUGUGUAGCAAUAUUUGUGUCUCUGUAAUUACAUGCGAUGCAGUCAUUUCUAAACCUGCAGCAUCCCAGCAGACACACGUAUGAUAUACGCAUCAAUCAACAGCAUUCUAAUUGCAUAGGGGACUUCCCUUGUGGCAUUUGUGGUUGGUCUGGCCUGUACUAUCAUGACUACAACUUCAGCUUGUUAGUGAAACACAUGGAGUGGUUCCCAUGUGAAUGCAAUUGUGUGGUACAGUCAUCCGUGCUUAACUGUAGGUUUGCUACCUGCAGUUUUGAGCAGCCACGGAAAAUAUAUUGUUGACUAAAUUUAAUAAUCGCUGCACUUAGUUUUGAGCAUCUGUGGUUCGUCGAAGUUAAAAAAUGCGUAUGAUGAUAUCACUACUCUUUUACUUCCACCUUCCACCCCAUGUUAUUCCUAAUAUUUCCAUUCUGCCUGUCUUGAUUUCUAGCUCUCAGGAUAGCCUUUCAACCCAUACGACACAUCCAUGGGAGCCACUAGCAUUGUAACCAAUCAGUCUUCUCAUGAUCGAGUGUAUAGGGCAUGCAAAGCAACAUUAAAAUUUGGUAACUGUGACACUGGAAUAAAAUCCCCUUAUUUUAAUAGGACUCGCAUCUACUAAUAAGGUGUUAGUCUCGCAAGACGUGGUGUUUUCAACUAUAGGGUUUAUCACGAAUGCAACCUCUGCAGUUGGUCUAACACAGGUAUUGUCUAUUGUAUUGCAUCGAUAUAUAGUUCCUCUCACACUUAUAUAUAUAGUUAAAUAGCUGGUGAAACGAUGGAAUUCAGUAUAAACAUAGCAUACUGGAGUGCCUUGUUGAAAAUUAUGAAUGAUCAUUGUACACUAGUCAGGUGUUUUAUAGCAACAAUCAUUGAUUGUCCCAUAUAGAUGAGUAACGCAAAUGGCACCUCUAUAUGUGCCACAAGUGAGUCUUAUAAACGAUGGGAAUUUAAAAUGUUUCUAUUCUGAAACCGAAAAUGACCAUUUAGAUAUAGUGUUUAUAUGUGAAGUGCAUAUAAAUCUAGCUAAAUAAUAAAAUUAUGUUAUAAAUUGAA